Messenger RNA from Parastagonospora nodorum SN15, 678 nucleotides. RefSeq lists its product as hypothetical. The record is from RefSeq and is a predicted model, not a curated record. Gene Ontology annotation, cellular component: cytoplasm. The coding region runs from base 1 to 678 and encodes 225 amino acids. NCBI's taxonomy places the organism in Eukaryota, Fungi, Ascomycota, Dothideomycetes, Pleosporales, Phaeosphaeriaceae. The transcript has 2 exons. Gene Ontology annotation, molecular function: cysteine synthase activity.
AUGGCGACCGAAAAGUCCGAACUGCUCCUCAAGCUGGGUGCAGAGGUAGAAAGAGUGCGACCAGCGCCCAUUGUCGACCAGAAUCAGUUUGUGAAUCUUGCUCGUGCCAGAGCGGCAGAGCAUACAGCGAGUGCCGAUAAACCCGGACGAGGUCUCUUUGCAGACCAAUUUGAGACCGAAGCAAACUGGCGUGCACAUUUUGCUGGGACUGGGCCGGAAAUCUACGAACAAACUGGCGGGGCCGUAGAUGCAUUCGUCAGUGGAGCUGGCACCGGAGGAACGAUCUCUGGCGUUGCGCUUUACCUAAAAUCCAAGCUACCCAACAUCAAAAUUGUUCUCGCGGAUCCUCCUGGAAGCGGACUGUACAACCGCGUAAAGUAUGGCGUCAUGUUCGACCGUAAAGAAAGAGAGGGAACGCGCCGACGACAUCAGGUGGACACUAUUGUGGAGGGCAUUGGCAUCAACCGGGUCACGCACAACUUUGACGUGGGCAGAGAGCUCAUCGAUGAUGCUAUACGUGUGAAUGACGAACAAGCUAUUGACAUGGCGCGCUGGCUCGUGGAACAUGACGGAAUAUUCGUGGGCAGUUCCAGCGCUGUGAAUUGUGUGGCUGCGACGCAACUCGCAAAGACACUCGGGCCCGGUCAUCGCAUCGUGACAAUUCUAUGCGACAGGUAA